This is a messenger RNA of Cornus florida, 2215 nucleotides long. RefSeq lists its product as uncharacterized. The record is from RefSeq and is a predicted model, not a curated record. The transcript is spliced from 5 exons. Bases 199 to 1791 code for a protein of 530 amino acids. NCBI's taxonomy places the organism in Eukaryota, Viridiplantae, Streptophyta, Magnoliopsida, Cornales, Cornaceae.
CCAAAUUCAAAUGUUGUCCGUUACAGAAAUGUCCCCAAAAUUUCCCUCCCCUCUUUUCAGACCAAACUAGGGUUUUGAGCUCACUCUUAACCAACAAGUCAAAACUUGCUGUUCUCAAAUUCCAACCCAAGCCUUUCCAAUUCGAGCAUUGAUCGAUACAAUUUCAUCUAUUUUAAACCCUACUUCAUCGCAUUCAACAUGAACCCUCCAACCACAGAAUCAAUCAACUGCCCCAAACCACCAGAGCGCUACGAACCCAUGUUGAAAGAAUCAAUCGAUCACUUCUUGGCCGAAUACCGACAAGGAUGUUCCGAUUUCUCAUCCUUUGGUUCGAUUUUCUUCCGAUUGAUCCAAUCCAUGACCGAUCCACCCCUCGAAAUCAUAUGGUUCUACUCAGCAGCGACAUUUCACAGCUCUAAAUCAGUGUUUCAUGAUGCUUCGAAGAAAGUUUCGACAGCUAAAGAUUUGUUUCAGUUGCUAGUUUCGUGUUCGUGUCCAUGUAAUGGCUUGAAAAGAGUCGCCGUGCUCGCUCCGGUUGUGUACGAGUUGUAUAACUUGGUGUCUGACUUUUCAGAGACUGAUUUGUGCUUGAAGAGCGAGAUUGAGGGUUUAAUUGAAGGAAUUGUUAGUUACAUUAGCAUAUGUUGCUCUGAUUACUCGAAGGAAAACAGAAAUGGGUCGGACGAUUUGAUGGCGUGUUUUGUAGACUUGACUAGGGUUUGGACAGUUGGUCGAAUUGGGGAGAGUUGUACAUUUGGGGAUGAUUUGAGGCUGUUCUUGCCGUUGGUUAACGACGAGGUUUCGAGAAAGGUUAAGAUGGGGUGUGGGCUCAGUUACUUAGCUGGGAUUGUUAUGAGUGAGGCUUUUCUGCUGAGGCUGUGUUUGAAGUUUGGUUUGGGGGUUUCCAGAGAGGAAUUACAGAAGGAUAUUCAAAAUUGUGUACUUCAAACUGUAUCGGGCUUUCGUAGUUGUUACUUUUCUGAUGAACUUCUCAGAAUGCUGUUGGAGCCAAGUUUGCCUGUCGCCACCCUAUUGAGUUAUGAUGAUGAAGUUCUUAUAAGGAAAGUGCUCUAUGAUGCUGUGAUAUUGGUAGAGUAUUCAUUUCUACAUUCUUGGAGAUGGACUCAGCUAUGUGGUAACCAAUUGGAAAACCUGGCUUUGACAUGGGCUUUAGUUGCAGAUAGUGCCAUACAGUUUGUUAGGGAAAAUGGUGACCAAGCCAGAGCCAUUUCUUAUAUAAAUGCCUUCUCUAAAUGUCACCUACACAAUCAGCUAAUUAAGUGGGUAAAUCAGACAGGCAUGGAGGAGAAAAUAAGUAUACCUAACAUUUCUACUCCAAAGGCUCUUAUCGAGUGGUUUUUGGUCCUCGAAGAUCAAGGGGUUAGAGUAUUUGAUCAUAGCAUCUCAAAACACCUUUCUAAAGUUGUAAUUUGCAAGUCGAGAGUGGACUAUGAGCUAUCGGAACAUAAGCUAGAUUGUAGAAACCAAAAUGAGAAUGAAGGGAGAGGGGGAGAUAUAGUUUGUGAGGAUCAAGAGAUGGUUGACUCAGUGGGUGAUGUGAUUUUUGCUGCUUCCUGGACUGUGAACUUAUCAGCAACGAAUGGGAUAAGAAAACGCAAUGAGGGGACGGGGGAUGAAGAGGAAAGAUGUGUAAAGCUUGUCAAGUAUAACCCCCAUGAAAAUUCUGUUGGAGAGAGAGUUUUGCCUUUUUCUGAGGAUGAUGAUUUGAGUAGUGGAAGUGAAGUGGAAAAUCCAAUCUCUGAUGAAGAUAUGGAAGAAAUGGGAAUAUAAGAACUAGGCGAUGCAGCAAUAUGUGGAGAGGAAACAAUAUGUUGCGGUUGUACGCACCCUGGUAAUAUGUGGGAGCGAUGUUGACAACUCAGUACAUGUUUUGAGCCGUGGAAAAUCCAGUCUCUGAUGAAGAUAUGGAAGAAAUGCGGCUGUUAGAACUAGUUAACGUGGCAAUAUGUGUAGAGGAAACAAUAUUUUGCGGUUGUAUACACCCUUUUGUAUUAGUAGAUAGUUUGAGAAGCGAUGUUCUGUGAUUGCUGCCUAGUUCCAAGACUUAGUUCUUGUCUAUGUUUUUCCUCUGUUGGGGAUAUUACUACAAGGGCAUGUUUGGUGUGGUGGAAUGAAUUGGAAUGGAAUGAGAAUGGAGGUAGGAAUGGAAUGAAAAUGGAAUGGAAUGAUUCUCAUUCUACCGUUUGAUUGUAAA